Naegleria lovaniensis is the source of this 2661-nucleotide messenger RNA. RefSeq lists its product as uncharacterized. The transcript is spliced from 3 exons. The coding region runs from base 1 to 2661 and encodes 886 amino acids. Gene Ontology annotation, molecular function: protein binding. Lineage: Eukaryota; Heterolobosea; Eutetramitea; Acrasida; Naegleriidae. The record is from RefSeq and is a predicted model, not a curated record.
AUGCCUAUUGAGAGAAGGACGUUUAAGGAUCAGUUGGAACCAAGGGGAGUCCAUUCUUUCUUCAUCUCUUGUUUAUUCACGAUCAUAGUAGUGAUAUACAUAACAACCGUCAAGGCCGAUAUAACUAAUGAACAAAUCGACGAAUUAAGGUACAAAAUUCAAAAGCGAGAUAAUUUUUUCUCCAUUAAAGACGAAAUAAUACGACAGAAGGACAAAGUUCUCGGAGAUGGUCUGGUGAGAAGACUAAUGGAAACAGCCGACUGUUUACAAUUUGCAGGUGAUUAUCUUUCGGAGACAAUAAUUGACAGAGAGCAAUAUGAGUCUUUGCUGCAAGGUAAAAAGAAACAACUCGAUGCGAUGAGGCUUGCUGUUAUUGAUGCUGACAACAUGGCUGGUAUUAUUCAUAACUCGGCUCAAUACAUUAGCAAUGAUGUGAUCAAUUUUGUGAGAACUCGUACUAAAAGCUUUCAUGGUGUUGAGUACUAUGCAGAAAGCACCAACAAUGUCAGCCUUACAUACCCAAUGCUUUUUCGAACCGUCGAAGGAGCUUUUCCGAAAUACGAAAAUCAACAACUUGUGAGAAGAAUAAGAAAUCGGAUAUCUGUAGGACAAUCUCACGCGCUAUACCUAUUACCUAAUGGAAAACUGUAUUCGACAGGUUAUAACGCAAGUUCAAGUCUUGGAAGAACUCUUGGCAUGGCUACUGGCAUGCUUCACUAUCUGUACCCUGUUGAGGGUUUGGAGAAUAGAACAAUUCUACAAUUUCACACAGUUCACCACUCCAGCAUUGUUCUUACAGAUGAUGGAGUUUACUCUUUUGGAUAUAACGGAGAAGGACAGCUUGGAACUGGACGAAAAUUUGACUCUUCUGUAGCUACUAAGGUGUUAGGGUUUGCUGGAGCAACAAUCGCCCAAGUGGCUGCAGGAUAUUCCACUUCGUACGCCAUCGAUACAAACGGGAAAGUGUGGAUAUGGGGCAGCAACUUGUAUGGUGCUCUAGGAGACAGGACUGGUGGAGACAAGGCUCGCCCAUUUCCCAUGUAUUACAAUGGGACUUUCUAUGGGAAGAAAGCAUUAAGGGUUUGUGGUGGAGAAACAUUUUCUGUAGUUUUGAGCACGGAUGGAGAUAUUUUCACUUUUGGAUCAAACGUAUAUGGAGAGCUUGGACUGUCUUCUACAAUCGUCAAGACAAUGGAGCCUUUGAGAAUGCCUUUAGUAGGAGCGUUGUUUAAUGAUCCCGUUAUCGACAUAUCUUGCGGAUUUAGACAUACUCUUGCUCUGUUGUCAUCUGGACAAGUUGUCGGAUGGGGAAGUAAUAAUCAUUAUCAACUUGGUGACGGCACCACAACCAAUGUAUUCCAACCAAAACUUAUUCCAAUUCCGUGUAACGUAUCCAUGAUCACAGCAGGCUAUGAAACCAGUUUUGCUGUGUGUACAAAUUCAACUAUUUUUACAUGGGGGUAUAAUUCGAAAGGAGAAGCAGGUGUUGGUAAUGUCAAUGCAAUUACGAAGCCCACCCUCGUCACUAGUUUCACGACAGGUAAAAUUAUGGAAGUGGUCAGCUCUCAAACGCAAACAUACGUGCUUACAUCGGAUGAUGUGUUGUUUGGAGCAGGAGGGGGAGCGCAAACGACAUAUUUCAACACUACAAUAACAAAUAAGUUCAGCGUUAUGAAAAAUUACCUUAAUCACACCAUUCCUUGGCAAUUACGAAAAUUGCCUUAUUUCGAGGCAGCUGGAAGAGUGUAUGCAUUAGUUGCUUGGUCAUUGCCGCCAUCACGCCCUGGAAACGGUUUUAACAUGUAUUAUAGAAACAAGAACGAAUCAGAAGCAGCAUGGAACAUUAUUGAAUACGAUCCUGUAAACAAUAGGGGUUUCCCUGCCUCCAUUUACAAUAGCCAUUUCUUGAAAUAUGAUGAAUAUAUAUACUUUUUCGGAGGUUUUGUCAAUGAUUCUCUAUCAGACAAAAUAUUUAGGGCUGCAUAUGCCGAUGUGGAAACUUGGGAAGUAUUAGACCAACGAUUGCCUUAUCGGGUAGCAGGAGGAAUGUCCUUUGUUGUUGGAAAUUACUUUUACAUUUUUGGAGGAAUCACUUCGAUGUACAAUGAAAGAACUGGUGAUUAUCACCAAAAUGUGACAAGAACCAUUAUUAGAGCUCCUGUGAGCAAUCUAACAGACUGGCAAGAAUGGGACCUGAGAUAUUUACCAACUCCACUACACAGUGCAACUAUUGGAGUUGUUGGUGACUAUAUUUAUUUGUUUGGAGGUUGUCCAGAAGUUUAUUCGUGCACCUAUAACAUUUACAGGGCCUUGUUGAGUGAUGUUGGAACCUGGAUGGUCACGUAUGGUAUUUUACCUCACUAUUAUGCCAAUGGUGUUUUGGUACAGACACCAGAACAUAUUUAUUUAUUUGGUGGAUUUAAUGACCCUAAUGCUCUCGUUGGUGUUUCCAUUUCGAAAGCUCGCAAGACAGACCCUGUUGGUGCUUGGAACGCCCUUACAGACAAACUUCCUUAUGCUAUGGCUUAUUCUGGCGGGUUUGAUAAUGGAACUCAACUUGAGUUUGCUGGAUAUGAUUUUCGACCAUCACAAACACUAAAUCCUAGUAUUAAGAAGUUCAACCAAAUUAUAUUAGUGGACUUUAUAAACGAACAGCAUUAA